UGUGGAAGAGGCAUCUCUUUCUUGCACGAAGUAAAUGAUCCCUGCUGACAUCGUGUAACUAUUAGAUCAGCAACCCUGAUCCUCUACCACUUCUGGACUUCCAGUGAUGUGAUCUAAACACUGUUACUGUUUUAUCCACUUUGAAUUGGAUUUUCCCAGCUUUUGAAGUGGAAAGUUACUUAACAGGCCAGAUGAUGACAACCUCCUCGCCACCAUCUGAUCUGCCUUAUGCUCUUCACAGAAAACCUAAAGACAAGGCGGAAACCCCACUAAGGGUGGAACAUCCAGGAACCUUUAGUAUUCGUGAUCCUCUACAGAUGGUGUGGGAGCUGGAGGGAGAGACUUUAAUCGCAGUUCCUUCUAGCAAAAAAGUCAAACCUGCUACUAUUUUCUCAGUGCCAUGCACAGACCCCGACAUCUCUAAUGAAAAAGGCAGUCCGAUAUUUCUGGGAGUCAAGGAAGAUCUCUGUCUGUUCUGUGCAGAAAUUGAGGGCCGGCCUACUUUGCAGCUUAAGAAGGAAAGCAUAAUGAAACUGUACGAGGAGAAGAAGGCGCAGAAGUCCUUUCUCUUUCUGCGUGGCAUAGAGGGCUCCACCUCCACCUUCCAGUCCGUCGCCUGCCUCGGCUGGUUCAUAGCCACUUCCUCGCAGGUGGGACAGCCUGUCACCCUCACCAACGACAGGGGCAAAACUUACAACACCAACUUCUAUUUCAGUUCUUUGUAGCCUGGGCUGUGGCUGGCUGAUUCUGGGACAGAGAACCUGUAGGUCAUGGUAAGAGACCACCAAGCACUGCUGUCCAUCCACAGCCCGCCUCAUGCUCAGCACCCAAAGCCACCUCCUCUAGACAUGCACUGGCACACCUCGCCUCCCUCUGGAAUGUCGUUCCAGUAUCAAACCCUAGAGUCACUUUUUAUUGUUUCCUGAUCUUGUCCUAUUAUCCACUUUGCUGUCAAGUCUAGUUAAGUCCACAUCCUAAAUGCUCCUUGUACACAACCAUCUCCUAUUCCUCCUGCCAACCUAUGGCCUAGAGAUGUGAAUUUCAAACAUAUUUGUUCUUACAAAUAUGUUUACUUGAAACAUAAUCUGUUCUAAGACCAGUCCUUCUGGCAUUACCUCCUGUUGCUUCACUGCCCAGGAUUGUUGGGGAUAACCCUUGAACCCCACUCUUUCAAUACAAAUACUCUUUAUUAAUUUUAUGCAUGUUCAUUAUAAAUAUUGGAAACUUACUCCCAAAGAGAAAUGUAAAGGAUAGGAUAACUAUGAAAUAAAAAAUUUUACAUGUUCAUACUCAU
Messenger RNA from Myotis myotis, 1294 nucleotides. RefSeq names its product interleukin-36 beta-like. Gene Ontology annotation, biological process: positive regulation of gene expression; positive regulation of T cell differentiation; cellular response to lipopolysaccharide. The coding region runs from base 192 to 725 and encodes 177 amino acids. The record is from RefSeq and is a predicted model, not a curated record. Gene Ontology annotation, molecular function: cytokine activity; interleukin-1 receptor binding. The transcript is spliced from 5 exons. Lineage: Eukaryota; Metazoa; Chordata; Mammalia; Chiroptera; Vespertilionidae.